AUGGCAGAACUUGGAAACAGAGACAAAGUCAGCGUGAUACACGACGAAGCACGAGAUAUGGACAAGCCAAGAGAUGCAACGAUCACUGUCUCGCGGAAGAUAGAGUCCAUCAUUAGGAAGAAGAUCGACCGCCACAUGCUUCAUCUAGUUUGUGUCCUUUAUGUUUUGUCUUACUUGGAUCGCGGCAAUAUAGGAAAUGCUAAAACUGCAGGAGCACAAGAUGAUCUCCGUUUGAACGAUUCCCAGGUUUGCGAACGCCUGUAUCAUAUAUUCAGAUAUUUCUAG
Messenger RNA from Clonostachys rhizophaga, 285 nucleotides. The record is from the annotation of a GenBank genome assembly. Lineage: Eukaryota; Fungi; Ascomycota; Sordariomycetes; Hypocreales; Bionectriaceae.